AUAUAUAUUUCAGAUGUAAUUCCAUGGUUGGAAAGGAGGGUGGACGUCAGAUUCUUAAUUUAGGAAGUGGAUGUUGGAACAUCGGAAUAAUACUUCACGAAUUAUGCCACGCUAUUGGAUUGUAUCACGAACAUAAUCGACCAGAUCGUGAUAAAUAUAUAAAAAUUUUAUGGAAUAAUAUUACAGAUGAAUUUAAGACGGAAUUUCAGUUGUACGAUAAGAAUAUCUUGAGAAUAUGUGACCAUUAUAGUUACGAUAGCAUUAUGCAUUAUGGUCCUAAAUCCUUCGCUAAAGAUGGUAAAAUAAGUUUAAUGCCAAUUCUUCCAAAUGUUACCAUUAAAGAAGUUUACGAAUGGCAAAUUUUGUCAGAAUCCGACAUCGAAUGUAUUAACAAGUUAUACAAAUGCAAAUAAAUUCUGAUGUAAAUAUAUAAAUAAAAUUUAGUUCAUUAUGUGAAUUUUAAUGCUA
Centruroides sculpturatus (bark scorpion) is the source of this 468-nucleotide messenger RNA. Its product is annotated as zinc metalloproteinase nas-13-like. Gene Ontology annotation, biological process: proteolysis. The record is from RefSeq and is a predicted model, not a curated record. Gene Ontology annotation, molecular function: metalloendopeptidase activity. NCBI's taxonomy places the organism in Eukaryota, Metazoa, Arthropoda, Arachnida, Scorpiones, Buthidae. The transcript has 2 exons. The coding region runs from base 24 to 413 and encodes 129 amino acids.